Molecule: messenger RNA, 1947 nt
Organism: Bufo bufo (common toad)
Lineage: Eukaryota; Metazoa; Chordata; Amphibia; Anura; Bufonidae
Product: carcinoembryonic antigen-related cell adhesion molecule 1-like
Exons: 10
Coding region: 1-1566 (521 amino acids)
Source: RefSeq, a predicted model, not a curated record
AUGGACAGUUACUCCAAAUUCCUUAUAAAGUUCUACCAAAUUAUAACUGGUGAGAAAGAAGAGGAAUGGAAAAGAAGAAGCUGUUCACAGACACUUCUAAAGAAGACCAAGGAAUUCCUGUAUGCUUAUGUCCUGGACCUGAUCGGACUCAAACUUCCGAAAGUCUUUUAUUACCUGCAAGUCAAUAGCGCUGCCUCGGUGGUGAAUGGAGUCCUCGGGGGGUCGGCCUUCUUUAAUGUGUCUGUGGAGAGUCUGACAACUCUGGAAAUAACAUGGAGAUUUGGAGACAAUCUCAUUGUACAAGUCGCUUACAACUCGUCUCCUGAAUGCUUCCAUCAGAUAAUUAAAAAGUAUGAAAUCUAUGGAAAUGGAUCCCUGAAGCUGUACGAUAUCACAGAGGAAUACGAGGGGGACUACACCCUGACUGUAAACAGGACUGGAGAGGCCCUGGAGGUCCAGGACUACCAUCUCAGGGUCUACCCUUCUCUUAUUGCCCCGGUUCUCAGGCCUGACCACCAGGAGUUCAUCAAUGGUACAAAUGGGACCCUCCAUUGUGAUGACAGGAAUCAGACUGUGACUACAUACACCUUCUACCAUGAUGAGGAGAAGAUCUGCUCCAAGCCCCAUGUCACCUGCAGGGGAUCAUCCCUGGACUUUACCCCGAUAUCUGAGAUUUACAAUGGGUCCUACACCUGCCGCAUCGAGAACCCGGUCAGCUCCAGCACCAGCGACCCCAUCAAUGUGAUCGUAUCGUGGUACCCAGAGGGUGGCAUUCUCUGCACCACUAAUACCAUAAACCAGGAUGUACGGCUAGGCUGUUCCUGGCCAGGAGGAAACCCUGCAGCUAAAGUGACCAUGAUCUAUGAUAACAGGACAGAGACGGGGCAGGACAGAGUCUCCAGAAAUGUGUCUUCUUCUAAUAUUACCUUAGGGUCCAACCUCAUCUGUAAUGGACACCAGCUGGGAAGACAGUCAACUUGUGCACUAUUAUUUGAGCCUCCACAGUCCCCCGACCAUGAGGUCAGUUCAACAAUAAAAGUAGCAGAAGGAGAAACAGUCAGCCUGACACUGACUUUGAGCUCUGGAGCCCGGUUACGAGCCUUCUCCUCCUCUCUCCAGAUCCUUCGUGCUCAUUUCUCUUGGUUCUAUGACUCCAUGCCUAUACAGAGUAAUGAGAAGUUUCAGGUGACCUCCACGAAUGAGUCUUCCAGGCUUCGAAUCUUCAAGGUGUCUGAACUGAACUCUGGGAAAUAUACAUGUAGAGCCGAAAACGUUAUUGGCACAAAAGAGUUCAUCUUCACCCUCACUGUUACAUCUCAGGGCCUCAAUAUUGAUAAGAUAUCGGGAAUUGUCCUCGGGAUACUGGCCGGACUGCUCAUCGCUGGUGUUGGAGUCAUGGUGCACUUCAUUUUGAAGAGAAAGCAAAUGAUGCCUAAAGCAUUAAUUCACAAGAACGCGGAUUCGUCGUUAUCUAACAUCUAUGAAAAUACUGGACCCAGAGCGCCGCAAAUCCAGCAUCCAGACGAGUCAGUAUACUGUAAUGUGUUGCCAGGCCGCAGGACAUGAUCAGGCUGGAACAUCUGCUCUGGAGCACAAGCUGCUGCUUCAUCACGUGGACAUCCUGUGACAGCUGAAGUCCCUGUGGCCCCUUGUCUCUACACCCGUGGACUGCAGCUGUACGACGCACCACGAGACUCUACGUUACUCAAUGUCAAAACCCAAGAAAACAGAGGAAAAGCAGCAGAACAUGAAAACAUCCUCAGGACGCCGCUCAGGAUGUGUGACAAGGACGUACAAACUGAUGACAAACCUCACUAUGAUCCCAAACUUCCUCUGAAAUCAGCACUUAUUUACUCAUUAGUGGCUGCACGUGGCAGUCGUACUCCCGUGGUGAAUGCUACUAGUAAGCGCAAUGCUUUCUUAUAUACCUGCUAUAUAAUGAUUGUA